Platichthys flesus (European flounder) is the source of this 5154-nucleotide messenger RNA. It is a transcript of the gene rnf152, whose product is annotated as ring finger protein 152. Gene Ontology annotation, cellular component: lysosome. Bases 730 to 1368 code for a protein of 212 amino acids. Gene Ontology annotation, molecular function: ubiquitin protein ligase activity. Gene Ontology annotation, biological process: apoptotic process; protein polyubiquitination; positive regulation of autophagy. The transcript is spliced from 3 exons. NCBI's taxonomy places the organism in Eukaryota, Metazoa, Chordata, Actinopteri, Pleuronectiformes, Pleuronectidae. The record is from RefSeq and is a predicted model, not a curated record.
ACCAGCUGAGACCCGGAGGCUCGAGUGGACGUGUUUUCUUUUCACAGUGCAGUCGGAUCCAGAGCAGCCAGAGGUUCCAGAGCAGGCAGAGGAUACAAGAGGAGAGCAGGGGUGACUCCUGACCGCCUGGCUCGACACACCGUGCCCCGGCCGCGGGAGCCUGGAUCCCGCAGUGCGCGCGUCUCUUCCCUCGCUCCUCCGGUGCACGUCGUGGUUCGGAGGGAGGCUGUGGGAGGCUGAGGCAGCGGCCGGCGGUGGGAGGGCUCCUCCGUGUUUACUGUGGAGCGGAGGCAGAAAGCAGAGCCGCUCCUCCGCCCACUCCUCCGGGGCGCAGCGCGCAGACACGAUUUCGCAACCGCCGCCGCCGCCGCUGCCCCGUUUAAAUGCGCGGAGGAGCGGCGCGGAGCAGACACCCGCACUCACCCCGCAGACACGCACCCUCAGCCCCGCAGACUGGAACUAACAACAAGGGAACAGACGAGCAGCUUCUCUUCACCGCAUCCCGGACCCGUCUAUCACCUGGUCGCACGGAGAGAAGACCUCCAUCACACUGUGAUGGACGGCCCGGCUGAGGCCACAGGGCUGUGAACUCGUGGACGGUGGAUCAGCUGUUCUCUCCUGACUUCACGUGGAGCCGUGAGACUUUUCUACUCGACCUGUUUGUCUGGGACUCAACGUCCACUUCGAUUCUCUGCUGGUGAAGAUCACGAGGAACCAAAGUUUUCCAAAAUGGAGACACUUUCCCAGGAUUCCAUUCUGGAGUGCCAGAUCUGCUUCAACUACUACAGCCCCCGGCGGCGGCCCAAGCUCCUGGAUUGCCGUCACACGUGCUGCUCGGUGUGUUUGACCCAGAUGCGCAGCACCCAGAAGGAGAUCCGGUGCCCUUGGUGUCGCGGCGUCACCAAGCUGCCGCCGGGGCUGUCCGUCUCCCAGCUCCCGGACGACCCGGACGUCAUCACGGUCAUCGCCAUCCCUCACGCCUCGGAGCACACGCCCGUCUUCAUCCGCCUGCCCAGCAACGGCUGCUACAUGCUGCCCCUGCCCCUCGCCAAGGAGCGGGGGCUCGGCCUGCCGGGGGAGCUGGGCUGCCGCUUCCUGCCCGGCGGCCAGCAGAAGGGGGUCACGGUGGUGACCAUGCCCGAGCAGCAGCCUCUGGGCCUGGCGAUGGGUCUCGAGGCCAUGGGGAUGGACGGCGGCGACAUGGAGAGGAGGGUCACGGGCCCGGUGGGAGGAGCCGGGAAGGGCUCCACGUGGUCCGGCGUGUGCACGGUGAUCCUGGUGGCCUGCGUGCUGCUCUUCCUGCUGGGCAUCGUGCUGCACAACAUGUCCUGCAUCUCCAAGCGCUUCACGGUCAUCUCCUGCGGCUGAGGGCGGGGGGGAGGCUGCUCGGGCUGACGCAGGACCCCCCAAACACCCCCCCUACCCACCCACCCACCCAACCACCCUGGAUUCCCCCACCGGCCCGGUGCGUCUCCUCGAGGCCGGACACCGGAGUGAACUCACAUCCCGGGCGUCCGAGGAAACUACAGAGAGAAUCUCAACGGUCCUUGUUUCUCUAAAUGGAAAAAACAUUUGAAACAUUUUGAAAGAACGCUCGAGUAAUUAAUUCAUCCUGGUUCUGGUCAGCUGAUUGGUUUCCCUCCCGGCUGAUUGGUUGGGUCUGACCCAGUGGGAUUGCCUGUUUAGUUUGUGGUCUGUAGAAGUCCAUCAGUUGUCGUCGUGUUGUGUAGAUGAGUCGUAGGUUCUGAGCUGGUGUCCGGACUCGGCUCUGUUCUCUGUUCUCCGAUGCAGGAUCCACGUUCAGUUCCUGAAAACUGUGAAUCACUGAAAAGAGAGAAAAACAAAUCAACACAACUUUUUACUUCAUCUCUUUUUUGUCAAAAAAUACAGUGGAUUGUGGAUUGUGAUGUUGGCACGUGCCCGAGGAUCAUAAAGACACAGGGUUUGAGUUUGAGAUACAUGAUGAUCAGAUUAAGUGUGUGUUGGUAAACGAUUGAUAAAAGGAAAACUGACAAUUCCAGCGGCGCAUUUACAUUAAUAUAUUUGUCUGCUUGAACAAAAACAUGCAUUUUGUCCUCAGAACUCACAGUGUUCAGCAUCUUCUGCUAUUCACUCGACUUAACCAUCGUUAAUUAUAAUAAUGAUGGUCGGACGUGCAGGAUGCUAACUGCCAAAGUCCACAGGCUGUCUCACAAAGACAUGUCUCAAAAUACUUAGAAUUGGUGAAACUGCAACAAUUUAAACGUUCGGCACAAACUACAACUUUAAAAUUUUACAUGUUUAAAAGUUUACAAAAUGAAAGGCGUGCACAUUUUAGCACAUUAGAUAUUUAAUCAGUUUCCUCUUUUUUCUUUCUUAAAGCUAAGCUAAGCUAAUUGUUUCGAGAAAAGCCACUAAACCAAAAUGACAAGAAUAUUCCUGAAAGGUUCAGUGUGUAAAGUUUCGGUGAAAAGGCACAAACUGAAUAUUAAAUUAUAAGAGUGAUGUUUUCACUUGUGUGUCUUUCAUCUCAAUUGUAUAACUUGUUGAUAAUGGGCCCUUUAAGUUUUAAAACUUUAUAUUUACAUCAGGAGGUGAGGGGUGUUCAGAUGCAAUAUGACACUUCACCACUAGAUGUCACUAUAUUCUACACACUGAACCUUUAAAAAUAAAACAGCUAAAUUUGACACAAACAAAUUUGGUUUCACAUUUGUUGUAAUUUUCGUUUAGUUUUUCUCGAUUUCCCACGAUUUCGUAUUCGACCUCUUUCACACCGGUCAUCCUCUGGAGCCCCCCCCCCCCCACACCAUCGACUCGAUAUGCGAGUAGCGGGUCAGCGGCGGGUCGGGAGUGGGCGGCGCUGCAGCUAACGAGGGACGUAUUGAUUGAUCUGGUUUUGAACCCCUCGUGCACAGAGCUGGACGUGUGCGUUGUGUGUUUGUUGACAGCGUGGUUGUACAGCGUUAACAAACAGGGUGAACUCUUUUGUACAGCCGCCUCGUCGUGUGCAGAGCGAUUGUAACUUUCUCUGAUGAUUUUGUCCUUUUUUUCGUGGACGUGUCUCGUACGAUGGGAGACGAGUGACUGACACCACACGAGGAAAGACCGUUUUAAAAAGUGUUUAAAUAAACUGCACCAAAAUGUUAUAAAUAAAUAUAAAUAACUUUUCUUCUCUUUUUGAUAUUGUUCUGCUCGUUUCUUUUCAUAGACUGAAACAGUUUCUUCUCUUAAAGUUUAGUUAUAUAUGAUUUGGUUCGACGUCCCGUGACAUCUUUCAAAAUAAAAGUAUCUGCCGCCAAAGUAGAUUCUGAUGUUUUCACACCAGAGAGUCUGAAUCCAGCUUCCUGUGUUUGUCCCAUAGUUUUAUUUUGAUCAACUUCCUGUGUUUUCACUCUGCAAACCAACAGACCCAGGGUUCAGUUGGAUCCAGAUCCAGAUCUCUUCCGGGUCUUGAUCCAACAGAUCCUUGGUUCAGUUGGAUCCAGAUCCAGAUCUCUUCCGGGUCUUGAUCCAACAGAUCCUUGGUUCAGUUGGAUCCAGAUCCAGAUCUCUUCUGGGUCUGAAUCAACAGAUCCGUGGUUCAGUUGGAUCCAGAUCUCUUCUGGGUCUGGAUCAACAGAUCGGUGGUUCUGUUGGAUCCAGAUCUCUUCUGGGCUGAGGAACCGUUCACACCUGAGGUUCAGGUUCAGACUGAACUGAAGAGUCUGAAGCUCUGAACCGAACCAGGUGUGAACGAGUCCUGAGAGUCUGGGACACAGGAUCUUAUUAAAUUAAAAAUGUAUUUAUCCAUUUUGCAGCUGGAAGAUUUCCUGCAGAUGAAUUUUAAGAAGCUGUUGAGCCUCAGCCGCGCUCAGCAGCUUCUGUUGCUAUGAGACGUUUGAAGUCGCUGCUGAAAGUUGAAAUAUUUUUAGCUCGUGGCUUCGAGCUCCAAAAACAUGAAUUCUCAGAAAUGUAAGUGUUUUUUUCUUCUGGCUCGGUUUCACCCAGUAUAAUCAAAGAUUUAUGAAUAUUCUUUUUGGACCUCUCGUGGUGUGACAUGUCAGUUUUUAUUAUUCGUACGACUUCAAUAAAACAUUCUUCGUUUUAAACGACUUCUUUAUUAAUGCUUUGAUAAUGUUUGAUAGUUCUAUAAUAAGCCAUUUAAGUGAUUUGAGGUUCUCAGGUUGAGGAGAGUUUCCCCUGGUGUUCAUCAUCCUCUAUAACGUCAGUUCAUAAUAAUGAUGCACUGGCAACCCGACACAUCAUUAAUGUGACAUUAUUGAUCUGUAAAGUUUUAAUUAAUGUUUAUUGAUAAGCCAUUAAUUACGAUGAACCCCUUAUGAGCGAUACACACAUUCAAUCAAUGCUUUACAACACUGAAAUAUGUGAAAGAAGUUAGACAUCUGAGCCGUUAUUCCACCAUAAAACCACUCUCAAUUUUCUAUACUUGCAGUGUAAUACUUAUAAUUUGAUAUGAAACUCAACGACCAGGACAAAUAAAACCAGAACCGAUAAAUCCAGCGCUGUACGAGAAGGUUCUGAAGCAGUAAAGACAUGAACACCUUCUGAAAACACUUAUUAGCUGAGAUCCUCUUCACGUCUCAAUAAAUGAAGUCUUCUGAAAUAAUGAGCAUUUAAUUAAAAGUAAGAAAGUGGAACAGAACUGGAUCCAAACCCACCACAGCCAUUUAGACCAGUCUCAGUGUUCAAUAAACCAGAUUUUAGUUGUUUACCUUCAUGACUAAGAACGUAAUGUGAUGCAAUAGAUUAUGGGGCUAAUAUACGGGGCUAUUAUCUUAUAUUGUUUGUAUUUGUGUGAUUUAACCAUUGAAUGAAGGCAAAUGCUGUAAAAUUCUGUUAUGCACCAAAGGAAUUAAGGGAUGAAGUUGGAUUUUCUGUGGAACAUUGAACUCUUCAGAGAUCAGUGAAGGUUAAUGUUCGAUAUCCUCUGAGUCUCAACAUCUGUAAAACCUCUGUCCUCUGUCGUAGCUGUUUUAUAAAUUCAGAAACUGUCCUGUUGGAAUGUUUUAUACCGAAACUUAAUGAUGACUAGAAGAAGAAGAAGAAGAGAAAGAGGAGGUAGAGCGGAGGUUUGUCGUUUCUGUGCCUGUGUGUUUGUGAAGUCCACUUCCUGUUGUAGUUUCCUGCUCUGAUGUUUCUGAUGAACUAUUAAAGCAAACUGCUCUGGAUCUGAAA